UUAAAAUUAUAUAUAUCUAGGAUUAAAAUAUUUAACGUGUUUGAAAACAGUUUAAUACGAUAGUUUGAAUACAUAAUUACAAUUUCGAAAAUGUCUAAGGAAAAGGAAAAUCCAGUAGAGGAAGAGGCGGAAGCGGAAGCUCUAGAAGAAGCGGGAAUUUUAGAAGCAGAUGUCGGGGCCCAUUUCGAUCAACAAUUGGCGUCCAUUGAUCCUCAUCUCUCGAUACAAAUGGAUCCUCUGGCGCACCAUCAUCUACGACCAGAAAUGAUGUUCAUCCGCGAAGAGUUGCGUCAGGCCAAAAUGCAGACCUUAGCGGUUCGUCGCGCUGCUCUGAAGAAACUUUUGGUAAAAGAUUUUCUACAAGAAGACUGUGAAUUGAGGAACAUUGGCCUCUCUUACGCUUCUCCAGAUGUUUAA
Messenger RNA from Papilio machaon (common yellow swallowtail), 417 nucleotides. RefSeq lists its product as uncharacterized. The coding region runs from base 91 to 417 and encodes 108 amino acids. The transcript has 3 exons. NCBI's taxonomy places the organism in Eukaryota, Metazoa, Arthropoda, Insecta, Lepidoptera, Papilionidae. The record is from RefSeq and is a predicted model, not a curated record.